This is a messenger RNA of Rubroshorea leprosula, 1198 nucleotides long. Lineage: Eukaryota; Viridiplantae; Streptophyta; Magnoliopsida; Malvales; Dipterocarpaceae. The record is from the annotation of a GenBank genome assembly.
GAACUUUUCCUCAGCACCUACCAGUGAUUUUUUUUCCCGGGCGACGAACGGACCUGUCCCCGGUGACGUUACGGCAGCGAACUCCGAGCUCAAGAGGUGGCUAAUUCGCAUGAAUGGCGAUCCGCAGUUGUGAAGCUCUUCGUUCGUGGGGACCUCCCUUAGUUUCAUCAAUCAAAUUGAGGAAUAAACCCUUCAGAAAUUGCAAAUUCUCAGUUCAGAAUUGUGUUGUAUCCGCUGAUGAAUCACGCAAGCUUGUUUUGGAGGUAAGGGAGAAGCUUGAAAAAGAGCAUUUUAGUCUUCAAGUUGGCAAAAAUGGGAGGGAUGAUGAGGAUAUGAUUUACUGGUUUCUGAAAGACCGGAAAUUUUCUGUUGAUGAGGCUGUUGCAAAAUUGACAAAGGCAAUUAAAUGGCGUCAAGAAUUUGGAGUGUCUGAACUAUCUGAGAACUUGGUGAAAAAUAUAGCUGAAACAGGAAAAGCAUAUGUGCAUGACUUUCUUGAUGUCAAUGACAGACCAGUGCUUGUAGUUGUUGCGUCCAAGCACCUUCCUGCAACACAUGAUCCCAUUGACAAUGAGAAACUAUGUGUAUUUUUGAUUGAGAAGGCUUUGAGCAAGCUUCCAGCUGGGAAAGAGCAAAUACUUGGCAUAUUUGAUCUCCGGGGAUUUGGUAUGGACAAUGCAGAUCUCAAAUUCCUGACUUUUAUGUUUGAUGUAUUUUACUAUUACUAUCCAAAGCGAUUGAGUGAAGUCCUCUUUGUGGAAGCUCCAUUUGUAUUCAAACCUAUUUGGCAACUAGCAAAGCCCUUGUUAAAAUCAUAUGCUUCUCUGGUGAAAUUUUGCUCUGUGGAGACUGUCAGGAAUGAAUAUUUUACAGAAGCAACCCUUCCAGAUAGCUUUAGAGGCUGAUGGAUCUCAACAUCCUUUCUACAAGGUUUUUUAUUGCAACAGAGAGCGUGGCGUGGUUUUCAUUUCAACUCUGAAAACUUGCAAAGGUUGAAGGGAGCAUGCCAAGCUUCAAAUUUGUUUUUCCUUGAUUUGCCCUGUAAAGAGAAUGUUGAGUUCUGAAGUUUGAGAUAAACCUCUCCUCCAAGUCAAAUAAAUUAUUUCCACAAAAGAAAUAAAUCUUAGUGUAGAAUUUUGACCGUAUGUUUGAGGUGAACUUUGACCUCAUUUUUGGUUUAUAAAUAGCGUUCCCAGUA